AUGAAUGGGCUUACAUUUCAUUUACAGUCCGGUAUUCAUAAACGGUCAAUUACCAUUGAUGGACAAGAAAUUUCAUUACGUGACUUACGGAAGGCUGCAUUCGAAUUUAUUCAGGAAGUUAAUCCAGAUCAAUCAUGCUCUAAUUUGCAAGAUCACAUCCUAUUGUAUAAGCAUGACUUACGAUCAAUUAAUAUAUUACAACUUAUAACAACAAGCUCAGAAAUAUCUGAUGGAACACUGGUAGAAGUAGUUAUAAGCUCUUGUCCACAACAUGAACGACUGGUUGUACAUCCUCAUACUUUGUAUGUCCAUUCAUACAAAGGACCAACAUUCUGUGACUUUUGUGGAGAGCUUCUGUUCGGAUUAGUCAAACAGGGCCUCAAAUGCCAAGGAUGUGGCUUAAACUAUCAUAAAAGAUGUGCCUCGAAAAUUCCUAAUAAUUGUAAUGGUUCGCGCCAACGCAGACCAAGUGCUAUUCCGUUAUCCCCAACAAGUUCCAACAUCAUGAGCGCUCUGACCGAACGAAGGCAAUCUCGACGUGAUUCUUGUCUCGAAGCAUUAGAUGCAGCAAGACCUCAAUCAACUAUGGGAGGUCAGCUAGCUCCAGAUAUCUAUAUAACAACAGAUACGGAUUGUGGUGAUCCGGUUGGAGGAAAUUUCUUACAAAUGCCUCGGAAGGACAGGUCUUGCUCAUGGAGUGGCCGACCGUUAUGGAUGGAAGUAGCUGAAGCAACCAGAGUGAAGGUGCCUCACACAUUUCAAGUUCACAGUUAUAAGCGACCAACAAUCUGUCAACAUUGUAAAAAGCUACUGAAAGGUUUAAUACGUCAAGGCAUCCAAUGCCGAGAUUGUAAAUAUAACUGUCACAAGAAAUGUAGUGAAUUUGUCGCAAAAGACUGUCCUGGAAAUGUUUCAAAUCAAUUCUUCUUAGGAACCUCUGAUGAUGGUCGAUCUCUUUGUGGCAGUAUGGAAAAUUUAAGAAUGUGUUCUGUUCCAUAUGAUUCGGAUCAGUCUGGUACAGCUGAAGAUCGUGAUGAUGAACUGAGUCCACGUUUGCAUAAGAAAGCUCAGAAUACUCCAAGUGCUCCAUUACAAGGAUCUGAUGGCACAUUUGUUGCACAAAAUUCUCCAGAAGAUGAAGUUCUCAGUACCGAAAGCCAGAAUAUUCCACUUAUGCGGGUCAUUAUGUCAAAGAAACAAACGAAAAGAAAGAAUGCGAAGGUUCUUAAAGAAGGCUGGAUUGUUCAUUAUACAAAUCUGAUGAAUAUGAGAAAAAAGCAUUAUUGGAGGCUAGACACAAAAAGUAUAAUCAUGUAUCAAGAUGAAACAUCAACAAGAUAUUUCAAGGAAAUUCCAUUAAACGAAGUGCUUGAAUUGAAAAAUGUUGAAAAUGAGAAUAUUAAGAAGACAGGAGGUCAUUACUUUGAGAUUCGAACACAGGAUUGUGUCUACUACAUAGCUGGCACGCCGUCCGAUGAAAACUCAUUACAUGUAGCACAAUCAUGGUCGCAGGCUAUACAGGCAGCAUUGAUGCCUGUAACUCCUCAAUCCAGCACAGGCCAAAUAGCAAUGGCUAAGCUGAAAGUUCCAACUGAAGGAGAAAAAGGACAUCUUGGUUCAACGAUUCAAAGUGAGCAGGAGUUCUCGCAGCUAUAUCAGAUUUUCGCGGAAGAGGUACUUGGAUCCGGUCAAUUUGGAACGGUUUACGGUGGAAUACAUCGAAAGUCAGGAAAACAUGUCGCUGUGAAACUGAUUGAUAAGCUGAAGUUUCCUCCUAACAAGGAAGAUUUAUUACGAACGGAAGUUCUCAUACUUCAGAAAGUCAAGCACCAUGGUGUUGUUGAGUUCCAACAAAUGCUUGAAACUCCAGACAGAAUAUUUGUUGUUAUGGAGAAGCUGAAGGGUGAUAUGCUUGAAAUGAUAUUAUCAUCAGAGAAAGGAAGGUUAAGCGAACGGAUUACACAAUUCCUAGUUGGACAGAUAUUAAUUGCUUUACGUUAUCUACAUAAUCUCAAUAUUGUGCAUUGUGAUUUGAAGCCGGAGAAUAUCCUUCUCACAUCUAAUUCCGAUUUUCCACAGGUUAAAUUAUGCGAUUUCGGUUUCGCACGUAUAAUCGGUGAGAAGUCAUUUCGACGUAGUGUUGUGGGUACACCAGCUUAUUUGGCUCCAGAAGUUUUAAGAAAUAAAGGCUUUAACCGAUCAUUGGAUAUGUGGAGUGUGGGUGUUAUUGUUUAUGUGAGCUUGUCUGGCACAUUUCCUUUCAAUGAAGAUGAGGAUAUUCAUGACCAAAUUGAGAAUGCUGAAUUCAUGUAUCCAGCGAAUCCAUGGAAGGAGAUAUCAGCCACUGCUAUCGAAUUCAUAAAUGGCUUGUUACAAGUGAAAAUGAGCAAACGAUUCACAGUCUCCAAAGCUUUAUCUCAUAUUUGGAUGCAGGGUUAUGAUCUCUGGUCAGAUUUGCGUUUAUUAGAAAAAAGCGUUGGUGAACGUUAUCUGACACAUGAAAGUGACGAUGCUCGAUGGACAGACUACGAGCGCGAGCACAAUGUGAAGCCAGCCUACGUGUAG
Molecule: messenger RNA, 2565 nt
Organism: Auanema sp. JU1783
Lineage: Eukaryota; Metazoa; Nematoda; Chromadorea; Rhabditida; Rhabditidae
Source: the annotation of a GenBank genome assembly